UGUAAAUAUAACCCGUUUGUUGGAGAGGAGCGGACGUACUAUCGAUCCUUUUCUUCUUUAUGCUGUCACCCUCUCCCUGUCGCUGGGUUUUCUCGACAUCCCCUCCCCUGAGUACGCUUGCUCUUCCCAUCCUACCUGCAAGAUGACCGGUUAUCUUAAGGGCAUCCAGACGCGCAUUUCGGAAAGAGAACGACCAUGGUCGGGAUCAGUGCAUGCUUGUGGAGUAUCUCAUACCCUGUCCCCUUCGUCAGCUUCAGUGCAUGGUCGUGGAGUAUCUCAUACUCUGCCCCCUUCGUCAGCUUCUGGGCUCACAUCCUCCAAGCUGUACUCACAUGGGGUGCUUCCCUCUCAAACUGUGCGCCUACUGCAAACCGGACUGCCGCCUUCACAUGCACACUCUGCUCCUUCUUCCUACUCCACCGCAGUUGCCCUCCAAGGGACGCGUUCAAGUAAGGGCUCAGAUCCCUCUACGCUGCAUCCCUGGACAGAGUCAGGGUUGCAUGCAGUUGAUAAGUCGCCAAGCCGAGGGCAAACUUCUGCAUCUCUGCCGUCAUCCUCCUCCUCUGGAGCCUCUCAGCUGCAGUCAUCGUCAUCCGUAUAUCCUGUUCCAUGCAAUCGUGCGUGCAUGCAGAGUGCUACUAUACCAUGCAUGCAAUCGGCGUUACAGUGCAUGCAAACCAAGCAAUCACCUCCCACUGACGGCAUGUUAGCACUGCCAGGCUCUGAGAGUUCCCCCGUGUCUACCCGUCGCCAACCUCCACUUGCAACCCCUUUUUCUGCUGGGGAUGCAUUGGGGGUAACCAGAGGAGACAAUUCCACGCGUGACUCUCAUGGUGAUGAGGCUGUGGACAAUGUGGACAAUGACGUGAUCCGCUCAUGUAAAAGCUCAUAUCUUCGCAUGACAGACCGUCAGCGCCGAGGCGCUCCCUGGUCCCACUCGGACACAAUGGCCCUUGUCAGAGCCAAGCGAGAGGAGGUUGCACUCUUCAACAGCAGCAGUUCAAGACAGCGAUGCAAGACGAGGCCAGAGAGGUGGGCAGAUGUCAUGAAGGCAUUACAUGAAUCGGGUGUUCGUCGUUCCUACAAGGAGUGCAAGAAACGGUGGGACAAUCUGUUGCAGAUGGUCAGAAAGAUUGCUGACUGGAAUCAGCAAUGCCUUGCCCAAAAGAACUACUGGUUGAUGGACCGCGUGGAGCGUCGGGCUAAAGGCAUGGUUUUCAACGUUGAGAGAGAGGUCUUCGAUAGCAUGAUCGAGUGGGUCAGCCGCAAGCGGCCCAGCGGCGCCAAAGGUGCCGAUUCGCCAGUGGACGCUGGCGGUGAGGAUCCUGCUGCUGCUGUAGACAGGGAAGAGGCAUGCAAUCCUGAUGCUGCUCCUCAGAGCAGAGUUGAUGACAUACCCAACACAGAAAAAGCUCCCCAAGAAGCGUCCCAUCAGCCUAUCCUCCCUCCAUUAUUGGGCCUUGAUGAAAAGAAGAACACUGAUAUUAAGCAUGCUAUCCAAGAGCUGACUUCGGCAAUAAGAGAGUCCAGCAAGCAGCUGUGUUCGACUCUGCAUGAGGUUUGGCAAAGUCAUCAAGCCGUCUUGGACAAACAUACUCGAUCGCUGGAGCGGAUAACAGAGGUUAUAGUUGUGGGAAACCAGAGGUUUGAACACGCCAUGAUGCACGUGUCAGAAUCCAUUCACGGGCUGCGGGAGCAGGUGAAUUCACGUCCGUAAGCUGGACCAGCAAUACACUGCG
Molecule: messenger RNA, 1739 nt
Organism: Chara braunii
Lineage: Eukaryota; Viridiplantae; Streptophyta; Charophyceae; Charales; Characeae
Source: the annotation of a GenBank genome assembly